GUAAUACUUUUCCGUUUUUGAUGUAUAGAUUGCUUGAAACCAUUCCCAGUUGUCGACGCUGCCACCUUGUUCGGAACAAACCACACGGCUUACAACGAGUCCCCUAACUGCUUAGUAGACAUCAUACACCUAUAAGCUGUGAAGUCGGAUACACUGAAACGCAGAUCGGAAGGAUAAGGGCUUGGCGCCAAUUUCGCUGUGCAGCGGACCGGCAGCGGAGCAAGCUUGGAAGGAGAAAUAUUGACGCGUUGUGCCAAGCGAAACGCCCCCCGGCGUGUGGCUGGCCGCUUCACAUAAGGCCGCGCGGCAGCAGCGCCCGGGCGCGUCAGCUAGCUAGCUAGCCUGCAGCCGCUGUAAAGCAGGAUCUCGCCGCUCUGCGCUUCUCGGGGGUUGGGCGCUCGCGCACCCGCCAUGGCGCGGGGCCCCGGUGACACGGACAUGGACGAGGCCUCAGCCGACGCCGCCAUCCCUUCCUCCACCCCCAACCCCACCGUUGCCUUCCGCUGCACGCACGCGCUCUCCGGCCACACCAAAGCGGUGGCCGCCGUCAAGUUCAGCCCCGACGGCUCGCUCCUCGCCUCCGGCUCCGCAGACCGCACCGUGGCCUUGUGGGAUGCCGCCACGGGCGCCCGCGUUAACACACUCGCCGGGCACUCCUGCGGCGUGUCUGACGUGGCCUGGAACCCAAACGGUCGCUACCUCGCAACCGCCGCCGACGACCACAGCCUCAAGCUGUGGGAUGCGGAGACCGGCGCCUGUCUGCGCACGCUGACCGGCCACACCAACUACGUCUUCUGCUGCAACUUUGACGGCGCGGCUGGGCACCUGCUGGCCUCCGGCAGCUUCGACGAGACACUGCGGCUGUGGGAUGUGCGCAGCGGGCGCUGCCUGCGGGAGGUGCCAGCGCACAGCGACCCAGUGACGUCGGCGGCCUUCAGCUACGACGGCAGCAUGGUCGUCACGAGCAGUCUGGACGGACUCAUCCGGCUGUGGGACACUCAGACGGGCCAUUGCCUCAAGACGUUGUUCGACCGCGACUCACCGCCCGUGUCCUUCGCCGCCUUCACGCCCAACGCCAAGUACGUGCUGUGCAACACGCUGGACGGGCGCGCCAAGCUGUGGGACUACGCCGCCGGCCGCACCCGCCGCACCUACGCCGGCGGACACGUCAACACACAGUUCUGCAUCAGCAGCGGCUUCCUCGGCGGCAGUAGCAGCGCCAGCUUCGAUCUGGGCUGUAGCAUGGUGGUGACGGGCAGUGAGGACGGCAGCCUUGCGGCGUACGACAUCUCGACGGGCCACGUGGUGGGUCGCGGGGCGGCGGCGGCGGCAGCGGCGGAGGGCGGCGGCGACGAGGGCAGCGCCGCCGCCGCGGCGGCGGGAGGUGUGGCCGGCGGGCACACGGCGGCGGUGCUGUCUGUGAAUGUGCACCCCAGCGCGCCGCUGGUGGCCACGGGCGGGCACCACCCCGACAACAGCGUGCGGGUGUGGGCGGCGUCGCGCACAGAGCCAGCGGCCGCGUGAGGCGAGGUGUGUGUGUGUGUGUGGGGGGGGGGCAGGCGGGCGGGGCUUGGUGUGGUGUGGCCCCUGGUGUGGUGUUGGUGUGGCCCCUGGUGUGGUGCGGGUGUGGCCCCUGGUGUGGUGUUGGUGUGGCCCCUGGUGUGGUGUUGGUGUGGCCCCUGGUGUGGUGCGGGUGUGGCCCCUGGUGUGGUGCGGGUGUACGGCGGUGAAGGCGGGGGCGGCUGGUUGGGCGGGGGUGUCGUUGGGCGGCGGGGCUGCGGCGCCAGGGCAUGUGUUGACUGGUCUGCAGGACCUGGCGGCUCGGGCUGGAGCGAGGGGUUGGUGGCAGGCCGGUGUGGUGCCUUCGCCGGGAGGUGAUAGGUGCGAGGUGGGAUCUGCGGGGGCCACACAGCACACAGCGGGGCCCAGGCGAGGACAGCAGGUGGAGCGUGCGUGAGCAAGCACGAGGCAUAAAGCCAUCUGCAUCUGUGGCGGCCACGGCACGGCAUGUAAUGUUGCAGACAG
Molecule: messenger RNA, 2025 nt
Organism: Chlamydomonas reinhardtii
Lineage: Eukaryota; Viridiplantae; Chlorophyta; Chlorophyceae; Chlamydomonadales; Chlamydomonadaceae
Exons: 4
Coding region: 412-1524 (370 amino acids)
Molecular function (GO): protein binding
Source: RefSeq, a predicted model, not a curated record